Molecule: messenger RNA, 591 nt
Organism: Spirodela intermedia
Lineage: Eukaryota; Viridiplantae; Streptophyta; Magnoliopsida; Alismatales; Araceae
Source: the annotation of a GenBank genome assembly
AUGGAGUCGUUUUUCCACAGCACGAUCCAUCUCCUCGUGGAGCUCCUCCGCUGCUACAUGAAGUCGAUGCGCGUCUUCUCAGUGAGCGUCGAGCAGGACGCAGCAGACCACGAGCACUCCGGCGGCGAGGAAGAAGAGCAAGGGAAAGCCGGCGACUUGGGGGCAGGAAAGUGCGAGUCUUGCCAGAAGAAUCCUCACCGAGAUCUCUCCGGCGACGAGGGCCGCGCCGUGAUCAUCGACGACGUGGAGACGGUCAUGGGAAAGCUUGGCCUUGAGAUCUCCGAGGAAGAGGGGGACGAGACGUGGGAAGAAGGGGAAUGCAGCCGGUGCAGGCUGGUGAAGGCGGCCUCUCGUUUCCUGGAGGAGAAGGUGGCGAGCGAUGAGGAGCUCCUGCGAGCCUUUUCCGUGUUCGACAGGAACGGCGACGGGUUCAUCACCCCCGUCGAGCUGCGCAGCGUCAUGGUCGCGCUGGGUUUCACCAAGGGCAGGAGGCUGCAGGACUGCGAGUCGAUGAUCAGAGCUUACGAUGAGGACGGCGACGGCAGGAUCUGCCUAUCGGAGUUCAAGGGCAUGCUACAGUGUGCCGCUUAG